Molecule: messenger RNA, 2074 nt
Organism: Volvox carteri f. nagariensis
Lineage: Eukaryota; Viridiplantae; Chlorophyta; Chlorophyceae; Chlamydomonadales; Volvocaceae
Exons: 7
Coding region: 1-708 (235 amino acids)
Source: RefSeq, a predicted model, not a curated record
AUGGCUGGGUAUGCACUUGGCUUGACUCGGCCACUGCUGAAUCGUCAUACCUACCCAAAUAGUUCCAUUAGCUGCGACGCUGUUACCUCAGUGGUCAUCGCCAGUGCGAACACUGGUGCUUCCGUACGGUUUCAUGAAGCGGAGAACUUAGGAAGGCCAGCAUCCCCCUAUCUCCUAUCGCACAAGGGCACAACGGCUCCGCCGCUGUCACUACGUCUGCAGCCAGCAGCGGUAGUCGCCAACUGCUGCAAAUCAGUGGAAGUAGAUUGCAUGUACGGCAUUCCGGGCUACGACACCCUUACGAACUUUGACCAUAAUGGCGACGAUCUGAUCCAGAUCCAAGAUCCGUUCGAGGCCAUUGCGAGCUGCAAUGCGGAUCCUGCAUGCAAGGGCUUUAACAGCGAGGGCUGGCUAAAGACAUUUGUGAUCCCCGCCAAGUUCAAGGCAGACGUCUGCCUCUACGUCAAGAUCUUGCCACCGCCAUCACCGCGGCCACCUCCACGCGCUUCAUCACCGCCGCCACUGCCGCCAACAGUGUGUCAGAACUUCGCUGGCUUCACUGUCAAAGCCGAUGUGGAUCACUCUGCAGACGACCUUCGCUUUUUCAGCAACCUGAACGACGCGGUGGCCUUUUGCCGUAACAACAGCCUGUGCAAGGGAUUCAACUCCGACGGCUACACAAAGACUCUGGCUCCUGCCUGUACAUAAAAACCCUGCAGUCUGGGUAGAUGAUGUGCACUCUCUACCCGUACUACCCGCCCAGCGGCCCAGCCAGACAGCCGUACCCCACAGCAGUAGCACACGUACCGGUAUCGGUAGUAUUCAAACAACAACACUAAAUCUCGUUAAUCUGAUUUAUGAUUGAACUAUUGGUUACAUGGAUUUAUGACUGAUUGCUGCAUGCCUCUACUGAAUUAGCUACUCGAUUAGCUUGUUUGCUAGUCCAUUCGUCAGUUGCCAUUAUUCAAGGGUUGGCACCAUUCUGGCGGUACAACUGUUCAUAAGGUGGUUGGUUGGUCGGUUAGUCGGUUGGUUGGUUGCUGGAUGCAGCAAACAAGCUCUCAUCAGACGGCACCGGGGAGCGAGAGCGUCUGCUGGCUUGAUGAGUAGCAAGUCCUUUUUACAUACGUACCGCCCCUUCCACGAGGCAUUGGGUACGGCAAUGCUGGCAAAGGGGUGCUCGGCAACUAACCGCUCUCCGUCGUGAAGCCAGCUAGCCACUAGCUAGCGGGAGCAUAUGCUUUGCUACGUCUCCCAGUAGAUUUGUAGCGCAGGUAACACUGCCAUGAUGAUGUAUGUGCGAGUAGUGCGAUAAAGGUGGGCAAAAUAAAGCCACCAGCGUGUGCUUGCGUAUCCGUGUGUGUGUGUGUGCGCGUAUGUAUGCAUGUGUGUGUAUGUUAUGGUAGGUCUCUCUCUGCGUGUGCGAUAUUGCGCGCUGCCCCAGCAGCUUUCUGCACACAAGCUGUCAGCUAUCUCCGAGGUGAAGUCAUCUGGGGUAGGUGUUGCCAUGUACGGCAGCGCGCCAUAAGUUGUACAGCUUAUUUAGGUAGUUUGAUUAAUAUGCAAAGGCUUAUCCGCCUACUACGCAGUAUGUGCGCGCUCGAAAGCCCUUCAUCAAUUUGCGCCGUGCGCAUCAUCAUGUGCGUGACUGGCUUGUAAGGACUACGGCAGCAGGGACGGCCGGCAAGGGCCUUUGGGUUGUGCACGCAACCUCCUUGGCAUGAAUGGCGCAAUCUAGAUGAGCAACGUACUCAAUCGUAUCCUUCACCGGAUGGAGCGGGUGUCGCUGCUGAGCCUGAUGCCGGUCGUCUCAAUCACCUAUUUAUAGCUGUAUAAUGCGAGACAACGUAUUUAGUAUUAAAAGCCCAAGUGCCUCUGCUAGACUCUUUUGAUUUUAUGAAGCGCGCCUGAGUCGAUUACCAUUGUUGGGGCCUAGCAUCUACUGUGCUUGCUUAACCGUAGUGAGGUAUUGUCGGAAGAUUUUCAAAAAGCCCUUGGACCGCGCGGCAGGCAUCAGGGCCGCAUGUAAGGUGACACACAUAUACACGCAACCAACCAUUUAAGACGCACUUUU